This is a messenger RNA of Drosophila biarmipes, 2693 nucleotides long. RefSeq lists its product as uncharacterized. The record is from RefSeq and is a predicted model, not a curated record. NCBI's taxonomy places the organism in Eukaryota, Metazoa, Arthropoda, Insecta, Diptera, Drosophilidae. The transcript has 5 exons. The coding region runs from base 95 to 1924 and encodes 609 amino acids. Gene Ontology annotation, biological process: G protein-coupled receptor signaling pathway; response to pheromone.
UCAUCGAUGUUUUUCCAUCGCUAGCGGAUUUGUGGAAAUUUCCGCAAAAUAAAAAUAAAAAUAGAAGUCGCUCGGCUUGGCCAACUAGCAAGCGAUGCACAAAGGGGCGCCACCUUGGCAAGUGGGCGGUGCCAACGAGGCAGCCAGAUUGCUGGCUGGCCACCUGGCAGGGACUCCCGCAUCGGGUGCUGAAGGGGAAGAGGCUGCGGCCACGAAACACCAACAACCACUGAUAAGAAGUGAAAGGUGGUGGUCCUGCAUUCGCAGGCUGGUCGUCCUGACCCUCCUGGUCCUGCUCCUCAACGCCAUUCCCCUGCCCUCAAGCAAUGCCACCCACAUCAGCGGACAGUUCCAGACGGAGGACUUCUUCCAGUUCCUGGUGAAAUUCGGCUUCAACAAGGCGGAUCCCACGCGGCGGAAUGCCUUCGGAUACAUCUACGGCAACAUCACGUCGCCGGAUAAGUACGGGGCUCCCCUCACCCUCGUCGUCCUGGACAGGAGCACCUUCCUCGAGUUCUACGGCAAUCGCAGCCAGCGCAGCAGGGAGGCCGCCUGCACGGGCAUGUUCUCCCGCCUCCAGAGGAUAGCCUACGACUCCACGUGCAAUCCGCGUGCCAAGAGGGACUUUAUGAGGCACGUCCCCUGUCCUGUCAAUCAGCUAUGCAGCGAUGAGGAUGCACCCGCAAACGUCGUCCCGGGAUCGCAGUUCACCUAUGUUAUCAACCUAGAGGCGGAACCAAGAUUCUGGUACCUCUCCCUGGUGGCCUGCUAUCAGAACCAGAGCACCUGCCAGUGGCACGCCCACGAGAGCCUGCCCAGGCUGAGCAAACUCAGCAGCAACCUUCUGAACACCCUGCACUACGACAUCCACCUGGUCAACCUACACCCGAACAACUCGGCCGCUCACCCACUCACCUACCAGUACUCGUACGAUCAGCAGAACCUUCUGGAAAUGUACCUCGUGUUCCUGCUCGUCUACAUAGUGCUGCUGCCCAUGCAAAUUUACGCGGUGCGGCGGCAGAAGCAUCCAGUGACCAAGUUGUUCACCCUCAGUCUGCUCAGCGAGUUCGUCAGCUUGGCCCUAAUCACCGCCCAUCUGAUUCACUAUGCGGCCAAUGGAGUGGGGGAGCCGAGGCUGCAGGCGGCAGGCGAUGUCCUGGACAUUCUGAGCCGCACCACCUUCAUGCUGAUCCUGUUGCUACUGGCCAAAGGUUGGGCUGUGACUAGGCAACAAAUAAGCAGGACUGGUUGGAUCAUCCUAAUGUCCAUCUGGGUGCCAUACUGCGCGUUUCACGUGUUCCUUUACAUCUGGGAUAGGACGGAAGUCGACGUGGUUUCCGACAUCGACGAGUACCAGACCUGGCCCGGCUGGAUAGUCCUAAUCCUACGCACCUCCUUCAUGAUGUGGUUCCUGUACGAGCUGCGCAACACCAUGAAGUACGAGCACUCCACGAAGAAACUUGACUUCCUGCUGCAUCUGGGCGCCUCCAGUUUGGUGUGGUUCAUCUACCUGCCCAUCGUUGCCAUUGUGGCGCUGCAGGUCAGCCCCAUGUGGCGCUACAAGCUGCUCCAGGGCAUCACCAACUCGGCCGAUUGCAUGGCCUACUGUGUGAUGACGGGACUGUUGUGGCCACAUCGAGCUGGCCAAUACUUGCUCCUAGCGGGCACCAAGUAUGCGGGCAUGGAUGAGUUGGACGAGUUCAACGAAGCGCCCCACAUUGUCAGAGAGCGUGAGAGGCGUCGCAACUCCCCGCCCGACGAUAUUUCCAUUGGAACGGGGAGCGGCGGAGUUCGGGGGAUGGUGUUGUCCACAAGCAUUCCACAUUCACUGAACGGCGAUGCCUGCAACGAUCUGCUGGAGGCGGAGGAUCUGGACGCCGAGCUGCUCACCGAUCUAAACAAAAACAGCCAUAUUGUGGCGUAGAUGCAACGGGUUAAUUACUAGCUGUAGAAGUCAAUUGUGCUAAAUGAAACACGGAAUGUUAAUCAUCCUAACAAUUAAUCAUACAUUUAGCUAGAUUAGAGUGGGUUGAUUUUUUGACAAAGUAUUUUAGAAGUAUGCACUUAUGAUUGAUAGCUAAAAAAUUAGGACUUUGGUUGUGAAAAGAAACUUUUAUUACAAUGAAAUAAUAGAGGUAUUUAUUCCUGAUAAUUUUCCGGUGACAAGACGUUAAAACUGAAGUGAAGUAAAUGAUAGCAUGACCAUCCAAUGAAUGAUAUUAAAUAGUUGGCCAUAUAUUUCUGUAUCGAAAUGUGUUUCCUAAAAGUGAAUGCAAAAGGCUUCCGUUUUCGAAUGUCCAAAAAUCGGCCCACCAUAACCUAGAUAUAAACUUAUCUGCGUGUAUAUUCCAUGUAGUGUUUACCACUUACAACGAAGUCAGAGCGAGUGCAGCAAAUGCAUCAGAGAUUGUUGUGUGAUUUUAUGUAAUAUGCUUGAAUUUAUAAUUAGUUUCUAGUUAUCGCAUAGGAGAACGAUUCGAUACAAUACGCUUCAGCAUCAUCAUUUCGUUGCGGUAGUAUUGCAUAAGCUUACAUUUUACCGACUACCAACUACCUACUAAGAUAAGCAUAGAUUCCCAAACAACCAGCGGUAUUUUGAUAAGAACAAACCAAACACAAGCCAACGUCUUUAGAAAAACACUUGAAAUGCUACAGAAAGAUAGCGAAAUAAAUGAAUCAUUUUUAGAUAAGUA